UUGAUUCAAUACUUGUGUAGCGCCUCAAGGAAUGAUCAGAGAAGAAGCUUAAUGGCGACCAGAAGGAAGCUCGUCAUUGACUGUGACCCGGGAAACGAUGACGCCAUGUCAAUCUUGAUGGCACUGUCAGACGUCAAUAUUGACGUCAUCGCUAUCACGUGCGUUGCCGGGAACUGUGACGUCACACAGGCAUCACUGAACGCACUGAGGGUACUGCAAGUGGCAAAGAAACUAGACAUCCCUGUUUACACUGGAUGUGACGCACCCCUCCUGGGGGAGCGAAAACCGGGUUCCCCGUAUCACGGGGUGGACGGCUUAGGGGACGUACCGGACCCCGGCGCACCUGGAAUUGACCGCAUUCAGAUUGAGCACGGCGUACAGGCGCUCUUACAGCUAUCAAAGGAGCAUGCAGUUAAGUCUUAA
Mya arenaria is the source of this 423-nucleotide messenger RNA. Its product is annotated as inosine-uridine preferring nucleoside hydrolase-like. NCBI's taxonomy places the organism in Eukaryota, Metazoa, Mollusca, Bivalvia, Myida, Myidae. The transcript has 3 exons. Gene Ontology annotation, molecular function: hydrolase activity, hydrolyzing N-glycosyl compounds. The record is from RefSeq and is a predicted model, not a curated record. Bases 52 to 423 code for a protein of 123 amino acids.